AUUUUUCCAAUAGGCACAAAAUCCCACCCCCUCAGCACCCCUCCUUCCCCUGUGUCUGACACUGACUUCAAGGGAGGAGUUGAGCCAAUUAUCUGUGAGUCCUACAGAAGGAAAAUCUGCAAUUUGCCAGUAGUUGUGAGAGAGAGAGGGAGAAAGGCACAGAGGGAAGAGAAAAGGCUAAACUGGCAAAUGAAAAGCCCCUUCUGUCCUAGAGAAAGAAUAUUCUAAAGCAAAUCUCAGACCAGAAGAAAAGAAGCUUGUGARGACGAAUGUGCCAGGCAAGAUCUGGGGAAGAAUAGGGUCACCAUUAGACAAUUUCCAUGCCCACGCUGAUCUUUCCCCAGAGGAUCUGAAGCAGCACAGAGGCAGGGUGGGCCAGCCAGAUGCACCCACUACCCUGCMUGAGUAGGUGCUGCUCCUGAAAUUCCUUCCCUGCAGCAGAGCUUACGAAAUUCAACUUGCAAAGAAAGGCAGUGGGAGCGGGAGAGACUCUGCCUCUCCUUUCCUUGAACUGAGCCUGUGAAGCAAAGAGCUCAGCUGGCCAAAGGGAAAGCUGUCACCGGUGCUGAGACUCUUCUUUAGCCUCUAUCAGUUGCCUGAUCCAGUACUUUCAUCCAUGGGAGAACGCCCUCUGGAGUUUUGCGGUCCUUCCCAGUCCUGCUGAGGUCUUGGGAAAUACUGGCGAAGAACUGAGCCCAGAACAAGCAACGUGGGAUCCACAGAACAACAGCCUUUUGCAACAACAGCCACCUCUGAUUAAAAUUACCAGAUUCACCAGACUGCACCAAGACCCAGGACUGCUCCUCCAAGGAAAGAGAGGACUGAGCAAUGAUGAAGACUAUGUCUGGUGGAAACUGCAACCUGAAUGUGCCGGCCAAGAACUCGUACCGCAUGGUAGUGCUGGGAGCCUCCAGGGUGGGGAAAAGCUCCAUCGUCUCACGCUUCCUCAAUGGCCGGUUUGACGAUCAGUACACUCCCACCAUCGAGGAUUUUCACCGCAAGGUCUACAACAUAAGGGGAGACAUGUAUCAGCUGGACAUCCUGGACACCUCUGGGAAUCACCCUUUCCCUGCCAUGAGGAGGCUUUCCAUCCUAACAGGGGAUGUUUUCAUCCUGGUGUUCAGCCUGGACAACAGAGAAUCCUUUGAUGAGGUCAAGCGACUCCAGAAACAGAUCCUUGAGGUCAAAUCCUGCCUGAAGAACAAAACCAAGGAAACAGCUGACCUUCCCAUGGUGAUCUGUGGCAACAAAAAUGACCACAGUGAAAUCUUCCGCAAGGUACGCACUGAUGAAGGUGAGAACCUUGUUUCCAGUGAUGAAAACUGUGCUUACUUYGAAGUGUCUGCCAAGAAGAACACCAACGUGGAUGAGAUGUUCUAUGUCCUCUUCAGCAUGGCCAAGCUACCUCAUGAGAUGAGCCCUUCCCUCCACAGGAAAAUUUCCAUCCAGUAUGGUGAUACUUUCCACCAGAAAUCCUUCCGGAUGCACCGGGUCAAGGACAUGGACGCCUAUGGUAUGAUCUCUCCMUUUGCUCGCCGGCCAAGUGUCAACAGUGAUCUGAAGUACAUCAAAUCGAAAGUUCUCAGGGAAGGUCAGUCCAGGGAGAGGGAGAAAUGCACAAUCCAGUGAAAGAGGCUUGCACUUCUGUCUGAUGACAGCAUCCACAUGCAGUGCCUUAAAGAAAAAAUGGUCUGUGGAAACACAGAACAGGCUCAUGGGGUUUCUUGAGAAAACCCAGCAGGGAGAAAGGUUAACUCUUCCUGUGGAUUCUGCUGAGUCACAAAUGUAAAUAACAUCAUCCUUGAAGAUGACUGGGAAAAAUCACACACCUGAGAUAUGAGUGCAUUUUUUUGUCUUUGUAAUGUAGUUCCUCUUCAUUCCCCCUUUUAUUUGAAAAAUACAGCCCUGAGAAGUAAAGACAUUUCAACCUUAUCCUUACAGAGCAGAUAGAUCAAAAAAUGCACAGAAGGCAUUAAUGGAUAGCCAGCAUGCAGCUCCUGCUAAGAGAGAGGAGGUUAUGUGUGUGUGUGUGUGUGUAUCUCUGUGUGCCCAUGUGCAUGUGCACAUGCAUGUGUGGAGCUCUCCUUUUAAAAAGUGGGACUUGCAUUUCAAAGGACAGCAAUCCUAACUGAGAAUUCCCAGAUUGGGAGUGGACUCUAUAUGUGGAUGCAUGACUUUCAUUCACUUCUGAGGCACCUGCAUUGAGAACUUGAUUUUGUGUUUGUUGGGACAGUUACCGUUUGACAUUAACAUGAAUGUUGGUUUGUAUUAUAGAUUUUAUUUGGUAUUUGGCUUUUUUUUUUUUUUUUUU
Messenger RNA from Malurus melanocephalus (red-backed fairy wren), 2311 nucleotides. It is a transcript of the gene RASD2, whose product is annotated as RASD family member 2. Bases 829 to 1629 code for a protein of 266 amino acids. The transcript has 3 exons. Gene Ontology annotation, molecular function: GTP binding; GTPase activity. Lineage: Eukaryota; Metazoa; Chordata; Aves; Passeriformes; Maluridae. The record is from RefSeq and is a predicted model, not a curated record.